UUUUGAAUGUCUUUAACAGUUUUAGUGUCAAAGAUGUGGAAAGCAGUGGUGACCCGUUCAUCACUCAACAACUCACGUUCCACGCUUGAGACCAAACAGGUUUAAACUGAGAGAAUGCAGGCUCUUCAGGUUCUGUCUCUGACUCUGCUGUCUGUGCUGGCGGUCAGUGCUCAGUCCAUCAGCUCUGGAAAAUGCCCACAGCCUCCUGUUCAGCAAAACUUUGAUCCUACAAGGUACAUGGGGAGAUGGCAUGAGAUCUUGAAGAUUCCUGCCCCGUUCCAGUUGGGAGAGUGUAGCCAAGCCACUUAUACUCUGAGUGAUGGCAUUGUCCUGGUUCGAAAUGAUGAGCUUCUUGCUGAUGGCACUAUAAACUUCAUUGAGGGAACUGCCAAGAUUGCAGAUGCAUCAGAGCCUGCCAAACUUGAAGUCAGCUUCUUUGAAGGUGCUCCUCCGGCCCCCUACUGGGUGCUGGCCACUGAUUAUGACAACUACACCCUGGUUUACUCUUGCUCUGAUUUUGCUGGUCUCUUUCAUGCCGAGUUUUCCUGGAUCAUGAGCAGAACCCGCACACUUCCUAAAGAGACCGUCUCUGAGCUGUUGGACAUCCUCAAAUCCCAUGGCAUCAGUACUGAGAGUUUUACUGAGACUGACCAGAGACCGGAGCUGUGCAGCGUUAUGCCUUAAUAGAGCGGCCUUAUUUAAUGAACUACUGUGAGAAAGAAAAAAAAAACCUAUAUAAAUGUAAGUUCUUUACAUACAAUAUUUUCCUCCAUCAGUGGACUGUUGCUUGAGAAUGUGAAUGCAUAUCUGCAAAUUAAAUUUCUUUCUUCAAACCGUUUGAAUGGUCUACAAAAUA
Molecule: messenger RNA, 856 nt
Organism: Carassius gibelio (silver crucian carp)
Lineage: Eukaryota; Metazoa; Chordata; Actinopteri; Cypriniformes; Cyprinidae
Product: apolipoprotein D-like
Exons: 6
Coding region: 115-684 (189 amino acids)
Biological process (GO): lipid transport; brain development; tissue regeneration
Molecular function (GO): lipid binding
Source: RefSeq, a predicted model, not a curated record